Messenger RNA from Sarcophilus harrisii (Tasmanian devil), 2739 nucleotides. RefSeq names its product protein-arginine deiminase type-4-like. The record is from RefSeq and is a predicted model, not a curated record. NCBI's taxonomy places the organism in Eukaryota, Metazoa, Chordata, Mammalia, Dasyuromorphia, Dasyuridae. The transcript is spliced from 17 exons. The coding region runs from base 137 to 2413 and encodes 758 amino acids. Gene Ontology annotation, cellular component: cytoplasm. Gene Ontology annotation, molecular function: calcium ion binding; protein-arginine deiminase activity.
AAUUCCUUUAACUAGGGGUGAGAGGGGCUGGAGGCGAGUCUGUCGACUGGGGUCUAUAGCAGGAAGUCUUGUUUCUUGGCCCUGGCUGCUAACGAUUGCAGAGGGUCUGAAAGGGUUUUCUUGAAGGCAAGGAAACAUGGCUAACUGGCAUGGAGACUUGGUCUCCUGGCAAGGAAAUCUGGUCUCCUGGAGGGCAAACAUGGACAGCUCGCAAGCCCCGAGUGAGGAGCCUACAACACUACAAUUCCCAAUGAAGAUUUUCUCCAUUUCUUUAGAGCGUGUCGUUAAGGCAGUGUGCAUAACCGGCUGCUCCAUAUUGAUUGAUGUCAUGGAGAAGGCCCCUGAAGGUUAUAAGACCUUUGAAGCAUCAGCUUCCACAGGACUUCUGUUUGAUGUGGAAGGAACAAAAUUUAACUUUGGCUUCGCUGGACACCCCAGCAGAUGGUACCUGCAGCCUUCAUGUAUGCUCAAACUACAGGCAGUAAUACCCAGCUCUAAGAUGUUUUCAGAAUGGAUUAGAGUCACCUACUUUAAAUAUGGGGAGGAACGUUCUGACCAUGUGGCUGUGAUGAUAAUCACCUGUAUCUCCCUUUCUCUGUCAGGGGUAAAACGCAGAAAGGAAAAUGAGAGCAACAAAAAAAAGAAAAGAAAAGAAAUAGAAGAGAAGAGAAAAGAGCUGCUUAAGGAAUACGCUCAAAACCCCUGGGAGGGGCCCAUCAUGAUUGUGAACUGUGGAUGUAAGAAUGAAUACCCACCUCGAUUAGAUAAUCGGGAAGAAGAAAUUCUUUAUGAAGAUGAUGUUCGUGGACUGGCAAAAGUAAUGCUGGAUAUAAGUACCCCAUGUAAUUUUUUUGUGGCUCAUCGAUUAGUUAUCAGUUGCUCUCAUCCAGACAGAGUGAGACUCUUUGGACCUGAAGGAUCCCCCAUAAAUACUGGUUACAAGUUGGUACUGGGGCCAAAUAGACCUUCCCAUACCGUUGAUCAACUGAGACACAAAGAAAAGCGGACAUUUUAUGUGGAAGCACUUACCUUUCCAGAUGCUGAUUUCUCUGGGAUGAUUUCUUUCACAGUUACCCUUUUGAAUAUUUACCAUAAGAAAGGACCCGAGUAUCCGAUUCACAAUGUAGGAGAGGCUUUCCGUGUGGCUCCUUGGAUCAUGAUUUCUAACAUUCAACCACCCAAGGAGAUCUUCGUGACCGGCAAACUGAAGAAAUGGCCCUUGCAUCCGUGGAGAUUUUGGAGGGACACCGAAAAUCCAUUGCGUGUCAAGUGGUUAUCGGGGUCAGCGAGGCCGAGGCAGGGCAGAACCAGAAACAGACUUAUACCUGAAUCAUCUUUCUUAAAUGCCCUCUGUCACUUUGCCCAUGAAGCCAAUUGUGAGCUGAUUUUCUGCCCCGAGGACAGGACUCGUCUAGAGACGUGGAUUGGGAAAGAGGUGGCGAUCGGGUAUACCCACAGUCCUCAACUACGGCUUCCUGUUGUCCUCGAUGUCCCUUGGAAUAGGGAUCUCAGCCUCGUGUUCAAAAACCAUCUGAGAGGGAACUUUGGCUAUGUGAUCCAUGAACGGGAAGAUGAUGAUAAUCUGGAUGUCCCUGGGUUCCUGGAAGUCAGCCCACCAGUCAUUGUCCAUGGCAUCGUUUAUCCUUUGGGCAGGAUUCUGAUUGGCGAUGGCAGCUUGCCCAGGGAAAAGAUCCCAGAAGUGAAUCAGAGGUUACGGAGAUUCAUCUAUGCUCAGAAUAUACAAGACCCCUUAGAACUCUUCUCUGAAUGGCUGCUGGAGGGCAAUGUGAAAGAGUUCCUUACCUUCGUCCCUGCCAAUGAUGAAAAGGGCUUCCGGCUACUCCUGGCUAGUCCCAGUGCCUGCUAUGAGCUCUUCAAGAGGGAGCAAAGCCGAGGCAAUGGGAAAGCUUCUGUGUUAGACAAAGUGGACAGAAACCUGCUUUUUUAUACAGAAAGGGUGAAGAUGAGUAUCGAUGACAUCUUGGCUGAUAAAUUCUUGUGGAGGCAGAAUGACUACGUACAGACUUGUAUCACUUGGAACCGAAGGGUGCUAAAGGCAGAACUGGGUCUCUCAGAGAAGGACAUCGUUGAUAUUCCCCAGCUGUUUCGCCUGGGCUGGGUCAAUGAUCCCGCCACCAAACAAGAAGUUCUCCGAGCAGGGCAUCUCUUUCCAAACAUGUUGAAUAUGAUUGUCCUCGGAACUUACCUUGGGAUCCCUAAGCCCUUCGGGCCCGUAAUCAAUGGGGUCUGCUGUGUGGAGAAAACGGUCCGGAACCUGCUGGAGCCAUUGGGCCUGAGCUGUCUGUUCAUUGAGGAGUUCUUUGGUCAUCAAGAAGAUUGGGGGGAUGCCUACUAUUGGAUCAACAUCUCCCGGAAGCCAUUGUCCUACAAAUGGUGGAUACCGAUAACAUGAUGGGUCCUUUCCUGCUCUUUUCUGCUCUCCUCCAGAGUUGGUAACAGGGGCUCUCUUCACCAUCUAGUCUUCAGGGUAAUCCCCCUCUAUAGUAAGGGCCAAGGGCAAAGUCUCUUCUGACGAGGAUCUGUAAUAUGAGGUAGUCUCUACCUUGAGACUCCUUAGAUUGUAGCAUAUUUUGGGCCCUUUGCCCUUCUGGUCUCCUUGUCCUGACCAUUUUAUGGCAGUGAGAGCAGUUAAAUAAUCAAACCCAGACAUGUUUCUUUUGGCUCAGACCCUGGCUGAGAAUUUGAGCAAAUAUCCAAUAAAAUACCUACUUCAUCCAA